Messenger RNA from Torulaspora delbrueckii, 3066 nucleotides. RefSeq names its product alpha-ketoglutarate dehydrogenase KGD1 (gene KGD1). Gene Ontology annotation, molecular function: thiamine pyrophosphate binding; oxoglutarate dehydrogenase (succinyl-transferring) activity. Gene Ontology annotation, biological process: tricarboxylic acid cycle. The record is from RefSeq and is a predicted model, not a curated record. The transcript has a single exon. The coding region runs from base 1 to 3066 and encodes 1021 amino acids. Gene Ontology annotation, cellular component: oxoglutarate dehydrogenase complex; mitochondrion. Lineage: Eukaryota; Fungi; Ascomycota; Saccharomycetes; Saccharomycetales; Saccharomycetaceae.
AUGUUGAGAUCGAUUUCAUCGUCUCGUACUGCCUCCGGCAGGCUUUUGAAAAGCUGCCUGCUGAGAAGGACAACUAUAGGCAGAAGUUCUGCCGGCGUGGUUGUGCCAUUUGGAUUUACAAGCAAGAGAUGUUUUGCUUCAGGUACUGAUACAUUUCUGUCUACAUCCAAUGCCAACUAUAUCGAUGAAAUGUACGAAGCCUGGAAGAAUGAUCCUUCUUCCGUUCAUGCAUCUUGGAAUGCUUAUUUCAAGAACAUGGGCAAUACGAAUAUUUCACCUGCCAGUGCAUUUCAGGCACCACCAAACUUGGUAGGUGGCCCAACUGGGUCAGAGAACUUGCCUCUGGACAAAGGAGUUGGUAGUGUGGAUGAGAAUGUUAUGACCCAUUUGAAAGUGCAACUACUAUGUAGAGCUUAUCAGGUGAGAGGUCAUUUGAAAGCUCAUAUCGAUCCCUUGCAAAUUUCAUUCGGGGAUGAUAAGUCUAAACCAAUUCCAAAAGAAUUGACAUUGGAAUAUUAUGGUUUCACCGAGCGUGAUUUGGACAAAGAGAUCAACCUUGGGCCAGGUAUUCUACCAAGAUUUGCCAAGGAUGGUAGAACAAAGAUGACCUUGAGAGAGAUUGUUAAUGCGAUGGAAAAAUUGUACUGUCGAUCAUACGGUAUUCAAUACACUCAUAUCCCAUCAAAGGAAAAAUGUGAAUGGCUAAGAGAGAGAAUUGAGAUCCCAACUCCUUUCCACUACACUAUCGAUCAAAAGAGACAAAUCUUGGACAGGCUGACUUGGUCUACUUCCUUCGAGUCUUUCUUAUCGACAAAAUUCCCAAAUGAUAAAAGAUUUGGUUUGGAAGGUUUGGAAGCAGUUGUGCCAGGUAUCAAGACCUUGAUUGACCGUUCCGUUGAAAUGGGUGUUGAAGACGUUGUGUUAGGUAUGGCUCAUCGUGGUAGACUAAACGUUCUGUCCAAUGUGGUGCGUAAGCCAAAUGAGUCUAUCUUCUCAGAAUUUACCGGUUCUAGUUCUCAGGACCAAGCUGAAGGAUCUGGUGAUGUCAAAUACCAUCUGGGUAUGAACUACAAGAGACCAACCACUUCCGGUAAGUACGUUAAUUUAUCCUUGGUUGCCAACCCUUCCCAUUUGGAAGCUCAAGAUCCUGUCGUUUUGGGUAGAACAAGAUCUAUUCUUUACGCUAAGAAUGACUUAGAAAACAAGGCAAAGGCAGUCUCUGUUCUAUUACAUGGUGAUGCUGCAUUCGCAGGUCAAGGUGUUGUCUAUGAGACUAUGGGUUUUGUCAACUUGCCAGAGUACUCGACUGGUGGUACUAUUCAUGUCAUCACCAACAAUCAAAUUGGUUUUACCACUGAUCCAAGAUUCGCUAGAUCCACUCCAUACCCAUCCGAUCUGGCCAAGGCUAUCGACGCACCAAUCUUCCAUGUUAACGCAAACGAUGUGGAGGCCGUCACUUUCAUCUUCAACCUAGCUGCUGAAUGGAGGCAAACUUUCCAUACCGAUGCCAUCAUCGAUGUCGUUGGCUGGAGAAAGCACGGUCACAACGAAACUGAUCAACCUUCCUUUACUCAACCUUUGAUGUACCAAAAGAUUGCCAAGCAAAAGUCCGUAAUUGACGUUUACACCGAAAAACUGGUGGUUGAGGGCUCUUUCACAAAGGCUGAUAUUGAGGAGCACAAAAAAUGGGUUUGGAACCUCUUUGAAGAGGCCUUCGAGAAGGCCAAGGAUUAUAAGCCAACUUCAAGAGAAUGGUUAACCGCCGCCUGGGAAAAUUUCAAAUCUCCUAAAGAAUUGGCUACUGAGAUUUUGCCUCACGAGCCUACCAACGUCCAAGCUGAUACUUUGAAGGAAGUGGGUAAGGCAAUUUCUUCAUGGCCAGCAGACUUUGAAGUUCACAGAAACUUGAAGAGAAUUUUGAAUAACAGAGGUAAAUCCGUUGAGAGCGGUAACGGUAUCGACUGGUCCACCGGUGAAGCAUUGGCUUUCGGUACUUUGGCUCUCGAAGGUUAUAAUGUCAGAGUUUCUGGUGAAGAUGUUGAAAGAGGUACUUUCUCUCAACGUCAUGCUGUUCUACAUGAUCAAAGCUCAGAAAAAAUUUACACCCCAUUGAAGAACCUAAGCGAGAAGCAAGGUGAUUUCACAAUUGCUAACUCCUCCCUAUCCGAAUAUGGUGUUAUGGGUUUCGAAUACGGUUACUCUUUGACUGAUCCAGACAACUUUGUUAUGUGGGAAGCUCAAUUUGGUGAUUUUGCUAACACUGCCCAAGUUAUCAUCGAUCAAUUUAUCGCUGGUGGUGAACAAAAAUGGAAGCAACGUUCCGGUCUAGUGCUCUCUCUACCACACGGUUAUGAUGGCCAAGGUCCAGAACACUCUAGUGGUAGACUCGAAAGAUUCCUACAAUUGGCUAACGAAGAUCAAAGAUUCUUCCCAUCAGAGGAGAAAUUGCAAAGACAACAUCAGGAUUGUAACUUCCAAGUGGUUUACCCAACAACUCCAGCAAACUUGUUCCACAUUCUAAGAAGACAACAACACCGCCAGUUCCGUAAGCCAUUGAUCUUGUUCUUCUCGAAGCAAUUGCUGCGUCACCCAUUGGCAAGAUCAGAGUUAUCUGAGUUCAGUGAAGGUUCCUUCAAAUGGAUUAUUGAGGAUGGUGAGCAUGGCAACAGCAUCGGCACCAAGGAAGAAACAAAGAGAUUGGUUUUAAUGACAGGUCAAGUUUACACUGCUUUGCACAAGAGACGUGCUGAUUUAGAAGACAAAACCACCGCCUUUUUGAAGAUUGAACAACCACAUCCAUUCCCAUUUGCUCAACUGCGCGAUGCUAUCAACUCUUAUCCAAAUCUGGAAGAUAUCGUAUGGUGUCAAGAGGAACCUUUGAACAUGGGUUCUUGGUCCUACGCGGCUCCUAGAUUGGCUACCGUCUUGAAGGAGACUGACAAUUACAAGGGUCACGCCGUUAGAUACUGUGGUAGAAACCCAAGUGGUGCAGUAGCUGCUGGUAACAAGGCUCUACAUUUGGCGGAAGAGGAUGCUUUCUUGAAGGAGGUCUUCAAUUCGUCAUGA